Molecule: messenger RNA, 755 nt
Organism: Caenorhabditis elegans
Lineage: Eukaryota; Metazoa; Nematoda; Chromadorea; Rhabditida; Rhabditidae
Gene: F11E6.11
Product: Efflux RND transporter permease subunit
Exons: 3
Coding region: 121-726 (201 amino acids)
Source: RefSeq, marked reviewed
CACCUUACCUCAUAAAAAUUCUCGUUUACUCCCAUUUUUAAAUAAAUUGACUUUAAAAUUCUGUCCAUUCUGUUUAUAUUUUUUUUACUCUUCUUCUCAAUUUUAGCAGCAAUCUAUAAAAUGUACUUCUGGAUAAAGAAUGCAACACUUUCAAAUUCAACUCAUACAAACAAAUUAAAAUCUCCUGUGGAGUCAGGAGCUUACACGACGGAAAAGCAGAACAAACAUAACUAUUACUUCACUCUUUUCAUUUGCCUUUUGCUGACACCAUUGUCUUUUUAUUUUGUUGUGGCCGGCAUUUCAAAAUCUUUGGACUGUCAAGCAGAACCUAACCUCCUAUUUUGGAUGAUUCUCGCUGGUGUUGGUAUUCUUUCAGACGUGGUGAUCACUUUUAUUAACCUCCACAGAAAAAUCAAGUAUUCUCAAGACAUUGAAAAGGAUAUCGAACAAACUACAAAAAUUAAAGAAGAAAAAACAGCUCUUUUGUCAAUCUUUCAGAAGUCAAUAAGAUUAUCAAUGUUUGGACUAUCAAUAAUCGGUUUUUUUCGGAGUUUUUCGGUGUUUUUUAAUGGAAGUAUAAUGCCCGAUUGCUCUUAUUUAGUAAUAUGGCCUACAUUUGUUUUGUCAUUUCUCAUUUUAUUGCUCUCAAUUUUUGUGAUUAUUUAUUAUUCUUGUAUUGCGUGUUGCACAAUUUUAGAUCGUUUUGAUGAAAAUUAUAAGCAUUGAACCGGGAUUAAAAUUUUGGAAAAUCUAGA